ACGUUUAGCUAUAGCAUUUUAAAAUUACUUCAGUGAAUUUUGGUUUAAAAUAAAUAAAUAAAAUAAGACAGAUUUCCUCUGUUAACAUUCAGCAAUGUCAGGAAUUCCUCCGGACUCAUGGCAGCCCGCUACAGUUUCACUAGAGACGAGCAUGGGCACCAUUGCGGUGGAGCUGUACUGGAAACAUGCUCCUAAAGCCUGUAUGAACUUUGCAGAGCUGGGCAGAAGAGGCUAUUACAACAACACCAAGUUCCACCGAGUUAUUAAAGACUUCAUGGUGCAGGGUGGAGACCCAACAGGAACUGGUCGUGGUGGUGCAUCUAUAUAUGGAAAAAACUUCGAGGAUGAAAUUCAUCCAGAGCUGAAAUUCACAGGUGCUGGAAUCCUGGCAAUGGCUAAUGCAGGUCCAGACACAAAUGGCAGUCAAUUUUUCCUGACUUUGGCCGCCACGCAGUGGCUUGAUGGUAAACACAGCAUAUUUGGAAGAGUUUGUCAAGGCAUUGGCAUUCUUAAUCGAAUUGGCAUGGUAGAGACGAACAGUCAGGAUCGCCCUGUCGAUGAGAUAAAGAUUCUCAGAGUGACUCUUCCUAACUAACACAUCAUACUUACAGAUUAUGUUGUACAGUGUUUAACAAUAAACUUUUUUGUACUUUU
This is a messenger RNA of Trichomycterus rosablanca, 654 nucleotides long. RefSeq names its product peptidylprolyl isomerase (cyclophilin)-like 1 (gene ppil1). NCBI's taxonomy places the organism in Eukaryota, Metazoa, Chordata, Actinopteri, Siluriformes, Trichomycteridae. Gene Ontology annotation, molecular function: peptidyl-prolyl cis-trans isomerase activity. The transcript is spliced from 4 exons. The record is from RefSeq and is a predicted model, not a curated record. Gene Ontology annotation, biological process: protein folding; protein peptidyl-prolyl isomerization. Gene Ontology annotation, cellular component: catalytic step 2 spliceosome. The coding region runs from base 95 to 595 and encodes 166 amino acids.